Messenger RNA from Erythranthe guttata (spotted monkey flower), 599 nucleotides. Its product is annotated as Ca2+-binding protein 1. The record is from RefSeq and is a predicted model, not a curated record. Lineage: Eukaryota; Viridiplantae; Streptophyta; Magnoliopsida; Lamiales; Phrymaceae. Gene Ontology annotation, molecular function: calcium ion binding.
UUUUUGUGGCAGCCAAUUUUGCAUUUCCUUCUCUCUCUCUCUUCUUUCUCUCUCUACAUUCUCUGUCAAUCCUAAAUUUUCUCUCUCUAAAAAAAGAAAUAAUGUGUCCAACUGGAAGCAGCAUAUUGGAAAACGGCAACAAAAGAGCCGCUCCGAAAUCAAAUCUACGGUCGGCGUUCGACGUGCUCGACGUCGACGGCGACGGGAGGAUCAGCCGCGACGAUCUCCGGACGUUCUACGGCGGGUUGUCGGGUCAUGGAUCCUCCGACGAGGAUGCAAUCGGGUCGAUGAUAUGGGCGGCGGAUUCCAACAAGGACGGGUUCGUGGAGUACGAUGAAUUCGAGAGGGUGUUGUUGUUGAACGGUGGGAAGGGUAAAAAUGGGAGAUUUGAUUUGAUGGAGGAUGCUUUUAGGGCUAUGGAUAAAGAUGGAGAUGGCAAAGUUGGGCAUGAAGAUUUGAAGAGCUAUUUGAAUCGGGCCGGGCUUGAGGCCCGCGAUGAUGACGUCACUGCCAUGAUUAAAUUGGCUGGUGGUGACGAAAAUGGUGGCGUCACUUUCGAGGGUUUGCUCAAGAUUUUGGCUGUUUGAUGAUCAUGAAAA